AUGCCACGUUUAGAAGAUGCCGAGAUCAAGAAGUACUGGCAAAUUUUCCAAGGAUUAAAACCAGUGGACAACAAGCUCUCCGGUGAUAGCGUUGCUCCGGUUUUGAAGAAUUCCCGAUUACCACAACAGCAACUAUCGGCCAUUUGGACACUUAGUGAUAUAGACAAUGAUGGGAGUUUAGAUUUCGAGGAGUUUUGUAUAACUAUGAGGUUGAUUUUUGAUUUGGUUAAUGGAUCGAUUCCCGAAGUUCCUGAUCAAUUGCCCUCAUGGUUGAUUCCAUCGUCGAAGGCGGCGUUGAUUCAAGCCAACCAAGCCGUGAGUCAAGGUAGGAAUGUUGGAUUAGAUUAUGAAGAUGACGAGGAUGGGUUGAGCGAUGAUUUUGAUUGGUAUAUAUCCCCCAGUGACAAAUCUACUUAUGAAACGAUAUACCAAUCGAAUAAUGAUCAAUUUGGUAGAAUAAGAUUUGAUUCGUUAAAUUCAUUAUAUGCAACGUUAAAGAAUGUUCCAUCAAGUGAUAUAUCCUCGGCGUGGAACUUGGUCAAUCCGAAGUCGUUUGAAACAAUAGAUAAGGACCAGACUUUGGUAUUUUUGCACAUUUUAAACCAAAGAGAAAACGGGAAACGAGUGCCCCGUGGAGUACCUGCUAGUUUAAGGGCUACUUUCUCCAAGGAAGUACCCAGCUAUGACUUGAGCGCACAAGCCAAACCGCUCGAAACGACAAAGACGCAAGCCUCAAAACGUUCAUUUGCCGAGAGCUACUUGAACAAAUUGGGCCACGGAAGUAAUGGCAAUGCUGAGAGAGGGACUGAUUUUUCGGCAACUGAAGGAACAGAUUGGGAGGAAGUGAGAUUGAAAAGAGAACUAGCUGAUUUAGAAAAAUUGCUCUCUGAGGUUCAAAACAGAUCAAAUGCUGAUAAAAAGCAAUCCGAAGAGCAAAGAAUGAUAAAGUAUGAGUUUGAGCAAUUGUUAAAGUACAAGCAAGACCAGUAUAAUAGGCAACAAUCGGGUAGUGGAGAUGAAGAUUUGCUGAAAGUCGAAAAUGACAUUAAAGAUCUUGAAACGCAAGCUCAGUCGUUACAAGAGUAUUUAGACUCGCGAAAUCAAGAGUUGGUCAAAUUGAAUCAAGAGAUUGCAUCGCUACAACAACAUUAA
Lodderomyces margitis is the source of this 1152-nucleotide messenger RNA. It is a transcript of the gene END3, whose product is annotated as End3p. NCBI's taxonomy places the organism in Eukaryota, Fungi, Ascomycota, Pichiomycetes, Serinales, Debaryomycetaceae. Gene Ontology annotation, biological process: endocytosis; actin cortical patch assembly; actin filament organization. The transcript has a single exon. The record is from RefSeq and is a predicted model, not a curated record. The coding region runs from base 1 to 1152 and encodes 383 amino acids. Gene Ontology annotation, cellular component: cytoplasm; mating projection tip; plasma membrane. Gene Ontology annotation, molecular function: protein binding; calcium ion binding.